AUGGCUGCUGAUGGACAGAACAAUACCAAUUCCCUCUAUAUGUUAUUAACUCACAAAGACAGACGAGAUGAUCUAAUGACUGUUAUCGUCUGGCUUAUAAUGUUAUUAUAUGCUCUUAUAAGUAAUAUUCUAAUCAUAGUUGGAGUAUUACGUAGUGCAGCAAUGAGAUGUGCAACCAGUUAUUGGUUUAUCAUAUCAUUGGCUAUUUGUGAUAUAGUUAUGGUGUUCAUUUCCUUAAUACAUCUCAUUCCAUCAACAGCAUUUCAUGAAGAUUUUGUUCACGUCAUGUCAACACGUAAUGUCGUUAUGCUUUUUUUCUACAACUUCUUCUGGUAUACGGGUGUUGUUCAGCUAGGAUUGAUGGCGUUCAAUCGCUUUGUUUCAAUUGUUUAUCCCAUGGAGUACAAGGUCAUUUUCUCAAGACAACGGUCAUGUUUCCUGUUGUUGUUAGGAUACUUUUUGGGUUUUUUGGCAUCACUACCAACACUAUUCUCAUGUUGCCAUCUUUUGUGGGACGCCCACAGCUAUGCUACAAUUUAUGUACAGCCUGACACAUGGUACAAGUAUGUUGACAUGGGUGUCAAUAGUAUUUCCCUUCUUAUGAUGCUUAUAUCCUAUGCUGCCAUCAUUCACAAAGUGCGUGAAAGUGGUCGAGCUGUUAAAAAAUACCAAUUAUCAAUUCGGAUGAAGCAAAGUGGAGCUUUGGUCGUUGUACCGCCGACGUGUCCAGGAGGUUUUCAUCGCACACAUUCAUUUAAAGCAACCGGAAGUCAAGUUAGUAAGAAAGAGCUACGUCUUUUCAUUCAGUUCUUUUUGGUUUCCAUUGUAUUUUUAUUAACAUGGACUACAUGGCAAUGGCUUCCGCGCUUUUUCCAAUCUAAAGGCGCAUGCUUUGCUAUGACAUCAUUAUUCUUCAUUAAUAAUUCUGUUAAUCCAACUGUAUAUCUCAUAUUUAAUACUCAACUACGACGAGAGCUCUACAAACUAUUCUGCAUUCGCGGAUAG
Molecule: messenger RNA, 1005 nt
Organism: Auanema sp. JU1783
Lineage: Eukaryota; Metazoa; Nematoda; Chromadorea; Rhabditida; Rhabditidae
Source: the annotation of a GenBank genome assembly